Messenger RNA from Sinocyclocheilus grahami, 744 nucleotides. RefSeq names its product zinc finger-like gene 2a (gene znfl2a). Gene Ontology annotation, molecular function: DNA-binding transcription factor activity, RNA polymerase II-specific; RNA polymerase II transcription regulatory region sequence-specific DNA binding. The transcript has 2 exons. Lineage: Eukaryota; Metazoa; Chordata; Actinopteri; Cypriniformes; Cyprinidae. The record is from RefSeq and is a predicted model, not a curated record. Bases 1 to 675 code for a protein of 224 amino acids. Gene Ontology annotation, cellular component: nucleus. Gene Ontology annotation, biological process: embryo development; regulation of transcription by RNA polymerase II.
AUGGAGGUCAUUAAAGAGGAGAACCUGAUGGAAGUUGAAGAGGAAAGUGAAGAACUGAAUAAAAAGAAUGUGUCACAAAAAAGAACUCAGAGAACUGGAGCUAGAAAUUCGUGCACCUGCGGUCAGUGUGGAAGGAGUUUCACGUGUAAGGGAAGCCUGAAGGAUCACAUGAGAAUCCACACUGGCGAGAGACCUUUCACAUGCAAGUACUGUGGAAAUGGGUUUAAACAAAGAGCAAGCCUUACAGAACACAUAAGAAUCCACACUGGAGAGAAGCCGUUCAAGUGCAAUCAGUGUGAGAGGAGUUUUCGACAAAAAGGAAGCCUUAGAGGGCACAUGAGAGUUCACAGUGAAGAGAAGCCUUUUACAUGCCAGCAGUGCGGGAAAACUUUUGCACAAAGCGGAAACUUUCAGACUCACUUAAAAACUCACUCUGAUGUGAAGCCGUACAUCUGUCCUCAGUGUGGGAAAGGUUUUAGAGUGGCAGGAAAGCUGAAAGCACAUGAGAGCGUUCACAACGAUGCGAAGGAAGUGAAGCCGUAUCACUGCGCUCCAUGCGGGAGGAGUUUCACCCAAAUGACCGCUCUUAAAAGACAUUUAAAGUCAUUCAUACAUAAUAAAUACCUGCUGCUAGAGAAAUUCAUGCUCCUCAGGAGAGAAUGUGUCACUCACUAAAACACAUUUCCUGCAGUGAAGUUCUUGCCAUCUUGAUAAAGUCUAUUAAACAAAUAAUUAAAACAUGUC